Molecule: messenger RNA, 6491 nt
Organism: Paramuricea clavata
Lineage: Eukaryota; Metazoa; Cnidaria; Anthozoa; Malacalcyonacea; Plexauridae
Source: the annotation of a GenBank genome assembly
AACAAAAUGGCGGGGGUUUUGAGUAUUUUUGUUUCGAAAAAGCCCUUCCGCGUUAUACAAUAUUCGUUGUUUCAUGCGGUGAAUCCGGUAAAAGAUACGUUUAACAUGAACUUCAACAUGUUUCUUUCAUACUGUGGUUGUAUCGAGGAGGAUUUCAAGAGAAUAGCUUAACAAAAUGGAUGAAAAUUAUAAUAUGGAAAAAUGUGCAGGAGUGUCAGAUGAGGAUAUCAUCCAUCUGUUGAACACUAAAAAGCAGAAAAGCCGUGAAAUUUUAUCCAUAACUAAUGCUGCUGCAGAUUCAGUGUCUAAUCGUGCACAGACACAAGCGAAACAAGCAUUUGGUGAACAUUUAUAUUCAAGCCAAAAUUAUGCAGAAAAUAAGGAGAAUAAUAUGAGUGCACAUAUCUCUGAUUCUUUUGUGUCAACUGGGUCUAGGGUUGGGUCAUUUAGUGGUCAGCAGCAAGUACGCAUUCCUUCCCGUCUUUUGCGGGAAAUAAAGUCACCACUGGACCGUAGUAGCAGUGGGAAUGUAUCGUGCAGCGAAUCCAAAGACACGUCAAGUGGAAGCUUGUUUGCAAGUCAGUCGAGCAGUAAGUAUGAUGUGUGGGUGAAGAGAAGAGUCUAGCCCAAAUAAUUAGAGUUGAGAUCGGCAAGCAAGAGUUUGCAUGAGAGUUUUCUCAAGUCUUGUGCUUUGGUCAAACGAGAACAAGUGUUGCAUGAAAGUUGAAGAGAAUACACCCUUCCAGAUAGUACCUCACUUUAGCUAUAUAGCCUUGUUUUCAUGCAUGUGAAUUUUUGAUAAUCAAUUUUCACACCUUAAUCUCUAAAUUUCAUUGUUUUAUUUUUGUCAUUGUUGUGCCCGUGAUCUGCCUUUAAAAGUAUCUUGCCGCCAGACUUGCGUUUGUUUGCCCUAAAGAUCUCGUUGAAAACAGCAAAAUCUCUCUCUGCAAUCUGAUAUGUUACUACUUUAGGUGGACAGUCAUCAAUCCAGGCAACUGGUCCAGUGCCAACAGUGAUUAAAUAUUCCACCCAACCUUCAGAACAAUCUCAACCUAACCCUCCCCACGGUAGCAAGAACAGACUCAAUGACACACCUGUUGUCAUAAAAUAUUUACAAGAGUAUACAUCACCUAAUUCUACAGACUCCACCAUAAAUAGCAAACCAAUAACUAGCCAAGCAGAACCCAAAUCUAAAGACUUCUCUAUAAACAGGAGCAAAUCAGUAGAGAGCCAAGUAGAAGCUGAUAAUAAUAGUGCUGCUAUGCCUGUAACUAUUUCUCAAAAAAGUCCAAAAACAUCAUUUGAAAGACAUAGUCUGAAUAAGCCUGAAGUAGUUGUUUCUGGAAGCAAGAAUGUAGAGCAAUUGCGAGCUUCAUAUGGUUCAAAAAGACCAGAAAAGAAAGAUUUGGCUCAAUCAACUGGGAAACAUCUUAAGGUAAAAGCUAGAUCAUUGCUCCCCACCCACCCCCUAGUGUUUGCCAUUGAUUAGUAUGGAGGGUGGAGCACAUUUUUCCCAAUUGAAAGUUAAAAUGCCAGACUGCCAAGGUGGGGGAGCUUACCCCUAUUGAUGCAUGUUUACUGACUACAUUUAUGACCAUAGUUUUUGUGUAUAGUUAAUUUAAUGCUAUAUAGGCUGGGGCGGUUCUUGAAAAAAAACGAAACCGAAAACCGUCAGGAAACAAAACAGGAAAAAACUAAAAACCGAUUUUUAAUCUAUAAAUAACACACAGACAUAAAACUAUGUACAGUAGCACAUGUUUUUGUUAUGUGAAGAAUUUUGGUUUUAGAUGCUUAAUAUCAAAAGCUUACAGUCUAGGUAUAAAAAUACAAGUAAGAAGACAACGUUAAAAUAAUGUAUUUACAAGUUUUCAGCUAGGAUUAACUGAAACAUAUUUAGCAUUUUUAUCUUGUUUUUUUCCCAGUUCUUUGUCUUUUUCCGGGGUUUUUCCGUUUUUCGGUACUUGGACUUUGGCAAACCGAAAAACCAGUUUUUCAAAAAACCCGGUAUUUUCCGGUAUACCGAAAAACCGCCUCAACCUAAUGCUAUAUAUUACCUGCAUUGCUUUGUAUGUAAAUAGACAAAAGGAGCUGGUCUGUGUCAAGGUGCACCUUCCAACAAUUUAUCGUAUGUUGCUGAAUCAGAAAGAGGUAUACUAUAUUUUGUAACUCUGUAUACUUUACAUUUAGAUAUGUAAGACAUAUACUGUAUUUGAUGCUCAACUGUAUUUAUUAACAUGCAAUAAUUCAUUGCAUCUUAGGCCAAGUAAAAGCUGUUUCCUUCAAUACAUCUGAUAAAGGAAGGGCCACAAGAGACAUGCUUGCCAAAAGGUAAAGUGUUGUAUGCAGUAAGUACCGGUAUGAUAAUUUCUUACUGAAUGUUUGAUCUACAGUAGUUCUGGCAGAUGCCUUAGUAGAUUUAGCCUUGCAUCCUAUUGUACUUGAAUCUGCUCAUGACAAAACCUAACCUGUGUUCCAGUACACUAAAUUUGAAACACUGGUUUCAGAUAAUGACUAAAACAUAAUUUUAAAAAUCAGGUAAAAUGGAUGUUUACCUCCCCCCCCCCCCCUCUCUCCCAAUAUUAAAGUCUCUGUAUUUAUGGUACAAAUAAAAAUCUGUUAUAUCUUAAUUAAUUGUAUUUAGACAAGACCAUGGCCUUGCAGUGCGUCGAGUCGUUCAACCGAAAAUCAUAGAGGAAAAACCUGUAAGAGGAGACCAGAGAUUAUCCCAAGAAAACCCAAGCAAAGAGUCUAGUGAUGAUAAAACUAUGACAAAUGAAACAGUUGUUCAAGUAUGUUGUUGGAGUUUGUCACCGUAUUUUGUCCAUGCAGUAAUUGAAUUUUACAAACCUCAACAGAUUUCACUUCUGAGCAUUCAUCUUCAGUAACUGAGGGCUUUCAAAAUAUAUAUUGAUGGCUGCCAGUAUGCCAUGAGUGGGUACCACAAGGUAAUUAGUAUGCGUGGUAAAAGUCAUGUUUUUCACUUAGUUUCCGAGUGGGUUUGAAGAACGAAUGAAGAACCUCAUGAGCACACUAGGUGCAAUUGAAAGUCAAUGUCAAGAGAACCGUGUUUGGCAAGAGAAACAACAGCAAGAACUAGAACAGAGUAUUAAACAACGAGAUGAGAGGAGAUUACAACAUCUGGAAGAGAUGCAAAAACAGUUGGUCGAAUAUCAGGUAUUGUAAGGUCACCAGCAAAUCCCAUUCUCUUCUUUCGUACAAUCCAUCACACAGUCAUCCAUGAAUCUGUGAUGUAUGUCAUCAUACAGCCAUACUUUUUUUGUUUGUGAGUGCUGUACCUGACCAUCACCCAACCCUGACCCUUAACCCCCCUCACCCUAACACCCCUCACCCUAACAUCCCUCACCCUAACAUCCCUCACCCUAACACCCCUCACCCUAACACCCCUCACCCUAACACCCCUCACCCUAACACCCCUCACCCUAACACCCCCCACCCUAACACCCCUAACAUCCCUAACCCCGAUCACCUUACCCCCCAUCACUCUAACCCCCAUCACCCUAACCCCCCUCACUCUAACCGAGGAUGGCUAACUGUUCUGACCUGAAUUCCAAGAUUUUUUCCCUGUUUGAGGUUCUGUAGCACUUUGCAUGCAGUAUUAUAACACAUAGCUUGUAAUUUUCCACAUUUGAUAAAUGAUACAUAUCCUAUCAUCAGAAGUCUGGAAGGCGACUAUCAGAAUUUUUUGUCAACCUGACAUUGGCAUUUGCCGAUCAGAUUAUAACCUUUCUUUUUAACAUAAAACUCUUCUCUUUUUAGUUCAAGUAUGCUCAACCAAUUACGGCUCCACCACAACACAUUUAUACAUCAACUGUUGGCAGUACAACACAAGGCCUUUCCACAACCCAAGUGAACCAUGCCCCACCCACCCAACAAGCCUUACCCCACCCUACUCUGCAGACAUCAUCUAGUCGAGUUGCAAGUCAAAACUUGACCCAAGGUGUGUCAGCAUCAAACCCAAACUAUACUGCAGCUGUUCAACACCAGACACAGCCAAGUUUUAAAACCACUGUGUACAGCAAACCCCGUGAAGAGAAUCCGAAAUCAGGUAAGAAAUGUUUGACGGAACUGACUCUUAGCUAGUUGAGGCAUAAAAAAAAAUACCUGUGGUUCCGGUUCCCGACCGACCCUAUUAUUUUUUCAACGCGAUUGACAGUGCGACCCUAUUUUCUCCGGGUGGUUGCGGGCUGCUCAUACAGCGUGCCAAAAUGACGUCUGUUGUCAUACUAAUUAUUGAAACAAAUUGCCUAAAUUCGUCCAUAGGAAAUACGAAUCUCUAGUUAAUAUUGAUGUCGGGACUCUACUGCAAAUCGCCCAGCAAAAAACCGCCAAAAUCAUGAAAAAAAUAUUCAAAAAAAAAAAUUUAUUUCCGACCUACCGACCCUAAUUUUUUCACGAUAUGAAACCGGAACCACAGGUAUUUUUUUUACGCCUGAUUCAAGCAGCUCAGCACUAAAUUCGCAACAUCCACAGACGUUGAAGUUUUUCCUCGCGAGGUGAGAAAUAUCAAACACGAUAUUUUCCUCAAGGCCUCAGGAGGUUAAAUCCUCACGAAAACUAUCCGCACCGGAGAGAAACAUACUAAGCUAGCCACCACACAUAACAAGGCCGUUAGCUCAGCAAGUUUCUCUCGCGUGCGGCAGGAUUCGGCCCACUAACCAACUCGGCCCACCGUUCAAGGAACAACUCCUCCCGCUCGUAAACUGACUAAUCUAACCACUAAAAAACUGCUAGGAGCCAUGACUGCGUUUUAUCUUUGCAAAUUUUGAGAGAGAUUUGAAUGAUUAGUAAUUUAGUAUCAAAACGGACAGAUCGAGAGUUUGAAACUUCGAUAGAUUCUUUAAUUAAAUAAAGUCAAACUGGAUGUUCUCAAACUGGAUGUUCUCAAACUUUUACUCAUCUGUACGCCCAAUGCAACUGCAAAUGGCUGUAUUGAUUUGGUGCUAUCUUUUGUAAAAUAUUAGCUUUCCUAAUAUGUCAAACAGUAGUUAACAAUUGGGCCAAGAUGGUAUGGGCCGAGUUGGUCAGUGGGCCGAGUUGACCAGCUUCCCUUAAGUUCUUUGUAAUUUUCCAAAACGACUUGAGCAAACAUGGCAUUUAAACUUGGUCUCGUCUUAGGUGUGAAAAGAAAGUUCGUUCGCAACACUCGUACUCAGACCUCUCCCCAGGUCUCCUCCUCUGAGACCUCCUCGUCUCCUCUUGACACGCCGCUUCCUCGAAAACGUCACCCGGUACCGAUGACCCGGGACUGGAAGACCGACCGGGGAAAGAAACAUGUACAUUUUGACACGCCUGAUGAUAAGAACAUUGGAAAACCUUUGAAGAAAAGAGGUAACAUUGCAGCAAAAAUUGCCUAGUUUAAUAUGUGGAUUUACGGCAUUUGUAGAAGGGCAUUGUAUUUGAAAAUUUUGAGUGUGAAUUUUAGUAUACACUUAUUAGACCUAACCAGGACACAAAAUAGGAAAGUACAGCAGAAGUGUAACUUGAGUCUGUGUUUACGUCCACGAAAAUUUUAACUCCCUCACGCCAUCCUGGCUAGUACAGCCGGAAGUUUUUAUAAGGUUUUGGUAGGUACAAAGUGCCGGUUGUACUAGCCAGGAUGGCGUGAUUGAUGACGAAUCGCUUGUAAGAACGCGGACAAAUACUUGCUUGAGUGAGACUUCUGGUGUACCUUCCUAUUCUGUGACCAGGAGCGGUUGCGAUGAAUGCAACUACUGUAUAGGGUGUAUAGGCCCUCUGGAAGGAAAGAGAGCCUGUAGUUGCAUUUUUUGCAACUGUUCCUGGUUAGGUCUAAGAAGCGGAUAAAAUUCCCAUUCGAAAAUUUCCAUCUACAAAACUCGUUUAACAUGGCCUCUAACAUGACCUUCAAUUAUCCCCAGUAUUCACCGUUAAGCUUCAAUAGCCCCCUUAGGAGCCUUCUGCCUGCAGGGGGUUGAAACGCCAAUUACGACCGAAUUUUUCAAAGGUAGUCCCCUCGAGACGGCUACAUUUGGCAAGUAUCAGGUCGGCAGAUAAAAAAAAUUUGAUCGUAGAGUGAUCCUAAAGCCCUAAAACACCUCGGUGAUGAUAUGAUCAAGCAUUUCAUUCUGCUUUUGCAUAUAAUUUGCCAACAUAUUAAACACCUGGUUUUUUUACGUUAUUCAUAUACAAUUAGAAUACUUCAUAUUUCAUAACACGUUGAUUUAGGGAGACAUGAUAUUAAAUUUUGCGACCACUGGAUCCAGUUAUUCACUGGUACUGGUAGCCACUUGGACGACCAAAAUGUUUUUUAAAAUUUCAACCUCUGUCUGCAUGCGAUUAUAACACAUAGUUUGUAUUUUCCAAAGUUGAUGUGUAUCCUGUCGUGAGAAGUGUGGAAGUGGACGAUCAGAAAAUGAACGGAGCACGAAUUUUGCAGUCAUCCCAGCAGUAUGGAAGGUAGGGUUACUUAUAAUAUAUUAUAAAAGGUUUAUAUUAAAGGCACAGAAUAGAGA